GUGCUCCACAUGGAUUUGAAAAAAACCUUAUUAAGCCUGCAUGGUCUUCUGAUGGAUCUCAAAUAGCGGCGGGAAGUAGUGAUCGAACGGUAGUCAUUUGGGAUGUUUCAUCUCGCAGAAUUCUCUAUAAAUUGCCUGGACAUAAAGGAUCUGUCAAUGAAGUUGAUUUUCAUCCAAAGGAACCUAUUACUUUAGAAAUGAAAUUUAGCACUGGUCUUUCAUACCAUAAUCUACCAUUGUUUGAGGUCUCACUUGUCUCAACGUCAAGAAGAAAUAAAAACUAUUUUACACCAGAAAGAGAAGAGAUACUUAAUACAACAACAAAAACAGUCCAUAAAGUAAAUCUUCCUUUAUCACAUCACCACCAUUUACCAAAAUCCUCGACAAAUGCAACCAAUAUAGCCUACUUGUCAAUAGAAUAG
This is a messenger RNA of Dentiscutata erythropus, 422 nucleotides long. NCBI's taxonomy places the organism in Eukaryota, Fungi, Glomeromycota, Glomeromycetes, Diversisporales, Gigasporaceae. The record is from the annotation of a GenBank genome assembly.